AUGCAGAGAGGAACGGCAAAUAGCCCCGAGACAAAUGGUGAGGUGGUAUAUGGUCUUGGUAGGCAACCAGCUAUUCUACAUACUAUUAGCCAGAGACUAAUCAGAGAGUUUAGUGACACUAUUAAUGGAUUCAAUGAUGAUGGCUGGUCGAUAUUGAACUGUGACGAUGCUCAAGAUAUUGCAGUUGCUGUUAAUUCAUCCAAGAACUUGAGCACUAAUACAAAUACAGUUUUCUUCGUUGGACGUAUUCUCCAGGUGAAGGCUUCUAUGCUACUCCAGAUGGAUAAACUCCAUGUUUUGUUCUAA
Fraxinus pennsylvanica is the source of this 306-nucleotide messenger RNA. NCBI's taxonomy places the organism in Eukaryota, Viridiplantae, Streptophyta, Magnoliopsida, Lamiales, Oleaceae. The record is from the annotation of a GenBank genome assembly.